AUGGUCCGCAAUUCUGUUGCUCGGUACUCUAUUGGUUCCCCGCGUGAGCUCGAUGGCGAGCAAGCUCACUGUGCAGUGAAGCGUAUCGAGGUGGAGACCUCAGACAUGCAGGGUCAGUCCAUUGACCCGCCGAAAAUGAACACGCACGUAUCCAUAACGGUACCAGAGGAGCAGCAGAGAGGGCCGCGCGCAUUGCUCGCACGCAUGCGUAACCGGAACUUGCACCGCCGAAUCGGCGAGCGCAUGAAGGAAAACCUGCUCCUGAUUCUGCUGCUAGGCUCGGUAAUUAUGGGUUGCUGUGUUGGGUUCGCUGUUCGAGCCAUCGCCGGCUCCAUGACCAAGCGGGAUGUGAUGUACCUCAUGUUUCCGGGCGAGAUGCUCAUGCGCAUGCUCAAGAUGCUGAUACUUCCGCUGGUGGUCUCCAGUCUAAUUGCCGGUAUCGCCGGACUCGACGCUGGUACGUGCGGGAAGAUGGGCCUGCGCACGAUCUGCUAUUUCGCCGUGACGACCGUGUGUGCCGUGAUUCUGGGCAUCAUCAUGACCUAUAUCAUGGGUCCCGGCACGAACUCCGACAAGAAGCACAUCCCCAGAUACGGCAAGGCCGCCCAAAUCAACGCCGUCGACACGUUCAUGGACCUUAUCAGGAACAUGUUCCCGGACAACCUGAUCAGCGCAGCGUAUCAAGGGUUCCGGUCGCAGGAGGUGCUCAUGAAGUAUAACAUCACGGAGACGCUGCGCGUGAACAGCACAGAACCAGAAGUGCUGUAUUACUCCUCCCUGGGCACGGUUUUCAACGUCACCGUGCACGUCUCCAAUGAGACCAUCAAUGAGACCAUGACCUCAAUCACGCGCAACGUGACGAGACAGGUGUGGGAGCCCGGAAGUGGCACGUCAGACUCCACGAAUAUACUGGGACUGGUCGUGUUCUCAGUGUUCAUGGGGGUCAUCCUGAGCCGCAUGAAAGCAAAGGGAAAACCAAUCGUCGACUUCUGCAACUGCCUCGCCGAGGCCUCCAUGAAAAUCUUCGUCAUCUUCAUAUGGUACUCCCCUAUCGGCAUCACGUUCCUGAUCGCGGCCAAGAUCGUUGAGAUGGAGGACUUUGGCGUCAUGAUCGGACAGGUGGGCGUCUACUUCAUCACCGUGCUGCUCGGUCUCUUGAUCCACGGCGCAUGCGUCCUACCUCUCAUCUACUUCGCGCUCACCAGACAGAACCCUUACAAGUUCAUGUACGGCAUCUCGCAGGCGCUCGCAACGGCGUUCGGUACUUCCUCCAGCUCUGCGACGAUGCCGGUGACGUUGCACUGUCUGGAAGUGAACAAUCACGUGGAUCCGCGUGUUAGCACAUUCGUGAUUCCCGUGGGCGCCACUAUCAACAUGGACGGCACGGCGCUGUAUGAGGCAGUGGCCGCACUCUUUAUCGCCAACGUCAACAAGUUCACCAUGAACUUCGGCGACAUCAUCACCAUCAGUAUCACGGCGACAGCGGCGUCCAUAGGAGCGGCCGGAGUGCCCCAGGCUGGCCUGGUUACUAUGGUUAUCGUGCUGUCCGCAGUGGGUCUUCCGGUGGACGACAUCACACUCAUUCUCGUGGUCGACUGGUUCCUGGACCGGUUCCGCACGCUCACUAACGUGCUUGGAGACUGCCUAGGGGCGGGCAUCGUGUAUCAUCUCUCCAAACACGAGUUGCCGCCCCUACCCGAGGGCGAGGUCGCGCCUCAAGUGGUCAUCGAGUGCCAUGGCUCUCCAGGGGCGCGCAAGGGUCCAAAUGGCGCAGAGGAAUGCCCGGAAAUAGCAAAUGUCUAACUUCACGUUCAUAAAAUAACUGUCUAUUCAAUUCAAUGUGUUGGUUAGUUCGUACAUUUCGAAUACAAAUGAGAAAUGAAACUGUUACAAGAGGCCGCUGUUGUGGACUGUCGUUCAGCCUCCAGCGUAUCGUCUCUGUGAUUAGGUUGUACAUUCGAAACUUUGGAACAGCUAUUUCACAGCUUUCUUCUUCAAAAGCAUCAAAGAUGUAUUCAUAUUUUGUGCACCAAAAAAUCGAGUAAAAAGCGACAGCACCACACACCAUCAUCAGUAUGGUGUUUCGUUGUUCAGUCGCAAUAAUAGGACACUUGAUUUUGAUUUACCACAUAAAUUGUGUGCGUUCAAUAAGAUCGAUAGACUUUAACAGUUUUCUCUCAACCCAACAUGGUGUGCAAUGAAAUCUUACCCAAAAACCAUACACAUAUAUUUGAUAGCCAGCUAGACGUUUGUUAAUGCACAUCAUACCAGUUGAUUGCAACAGAAACGAGACAGGACGCGUCCCAUGGGAUAUCGAUUAGACAGAAUGCACGUCGAAUGUUAACGAAGGAACUGUUUCCUAUUUAUUUCAAAUAUCGUUUUAAGUGUUUGUUUAUACAUGAUGUGUUUCUUGAUAUGUUGUGAGUUUUGUACCACAUUCCCAAUAGUGUUCAUAGUACGCACAAAAACGUUAGUCUCCGAAAGACGUCAUUUGGUCGUUCAUUUUAGUUUCAUUUAUAUUUAAAAUGGUUUCAUACUGUCUGUGUAUGUAGUCACGUAUUCUUAUCGAUGUAGCGCACGGGAACACAGCGGUUCUGUCAGGCGAGGAAGUGAAGGGACCACGGAGUGGUGGGUGUGGGUGGGUGUGGCAGGCCCAGUUGAAGAGCUCUAUCAUCCAAGGCCCGAAACACUUUAACUACCUUUUAUUUAUCAAUCCACAAGGUGUGUGACUGUGUUAUGUCUUCACUGUUGUGCAUUUAAAGGAUUACUAAUAUCAAUAGUACUUCCAAAUAGUUUAAUCUGAAUAUCUAAGGAUAUUUGUAAAUGACAGUCCAGAAGCCCAAUGUAGUAUCACGUGACUGUUAAUGUUUUCGUUGUAGAGCACUCGUAGUAACGCUGUGGUAAAAAGCACGUGACACUCGUAUAUCACAGUGGUACGGAAUAUGGCUCCGUUGGUCUUUGUAGGAUAAGGUACUACUUUAAAGUACCCCGGGUACUCUUAAGUAUAUAACAAUGAACCCCGGUUACGGAAAUACGCUUAAAGGCAUCCGUUAAUACUACGGGGUACAUUUAGUACAUGUUCCGUACGCCGGGUACUUUUUUGAGUAUACUUAAGAAUACCCGAGGUACUUUUAAGUGGUACCGCAGCCAACCAUGACCAUAAGAGACUGAAUGUGCUCUCGUCUGAUAUGUGUCCAUAGUUGUACAUCUGCAUGUUCG
Dreissena polymorpha is the source of this 3219-nucleotide messenger RNA. Its product is annotated as excitatory amino acid transporter 1-like. The record is from RefSeq and is a predicted model, not a curated record. NCBI's taxonomy places the organism in Eukaryota, Metazoa, Mollusca, Bivalvia, Myida, Dreissenidae. Gene Ontology annotation, cellular component: plasma membrane. The coding region runs from base 1 to 1803 and encodes 600 amino acids. Gene Ontology annotation, molecular function: glutamate:sodium symporter activity; L-glutamate transmembrane transporter activity; neutral L-amino acid transmembrane transporter activity. The transcript is spliced from 9 exons. Gene Ontology annotation, biological process: L-glutamate transmembrane transport.